Messenger RNA from Fusarium graminearum PH-1, 1098 nucleotides. RefSeq lists its product as uncharacterized. The transcript has 5 exons. The record is from RefSeq and is a predicted model, not a curated record. The coding region runs from base 1 to 1098 and encodes 365 amino acids. NCBI's taxonomy places the organism in Eukaryota, Fungi, Ascomycota, Sordariomycetes, Hypocreales, Nectriaceae.
AUGUCUCACUUAGACACUCAGAUCUCUACGGCUGCCGUCAUCGGCUGGCAAAGUCUCGAGAACCAAAACUUCCUCGCCGAGCCCGAUCCCAAACAAAACAGUUUGACAUUUAAGGCACGAUUCGAGAAGCCUUUCUUCUUCUUUGAGAUCUGCAUUCCUGUAUAUCUAAAGCUAAUCGAAAGGCGCGCAUUGACGCACACUUUCCUUAUUUUGAACAUACAGCUAUCAACCAUCGAGACCUUUUCCCUUGAGGUCUUGUCGACAAUUCCUGAACCAGUGAAAAGGAAGCUCAACUCUCCUGUCCUUCGCCUUGAUUUCAAGCUGAGUGAUAAUAUUACUACCCUCAUUCCCCUCUAUGCCACGGAACAACCCAAGCAAGGCCGCACGCACUCUGGCGUCGUUCUCGACAGCGUUCUUAAAAUAUCACAAGCAACAUCUAUCUCCGUUUAUAUCAGCCACGAUGCUUCAUAUGAAGCUCAGCUAAAUUCUAUCCGGAAUUCCCUAAAUAAGGGUUAUUACCAAUCUAUUCCCAAGAGCCAACUUGAUCUGCAAAGACUAUAUCAAGGUCAAGGCACCAAAAUUGCUUUUCUGCAUACCCAGUCAGAAGAGGCAUAUGUCACUGAGCCUGACCAGUUACCAUCUUAUCCUAAUCUGCAAUCACCAAGUUUGGGCAGACCUAUGCAACUAAAGCGACCUCGGGUAGAGCACGAUGAGUGCAAAGACGACAUGAUCUCAUCAUUGGCUGAAGCCGUCAAAGCCAUGCAAGAAAAGGAGGAAAAGCUGGAUAAGGAGACUCGAUUGAGACAAGAGUUUGAGGAAAGGGUGGCAACGUUGGAAAAAGAAAAGGAAACAGCACGACUGGAAUCAAGACUAAAGACAGUCGAAACUGAAAUUGAAAGUCUGCAAAGCGAAUUCGACAAGUUCGAACCACCUGAUGGAAGGAUUUUCGAUAUCGAAGAGGAUCUACGAGACGUCGGAGAGAAAUACGAAAAUAUCAGCGAGGCGAUGAGAGAUUUAUUACAGCCCAUUAAUGUUUAUCUUUGCCUUCGUCUCUCUUGGGACAAGCUUAACGCAGGUUGCGCUAGUAUCUUAAGAUAA